Ruditapes philippinarum (Manila clam) is the source of this 812-nucleotide messenger RNA. RefSeq names its product hepatocyte growth factor-like protein. The record is from RefSeq and is a predicted model, not a curated record. The annotation marks the transcript as partial. Lineage: Eukaryota; Metazoa; Mollusca; Bivalvia; Venerida; Veneridae. Gene Ontology annotation, molecular function: signaling receptor binding; endopeptidase activity. The transcript has 3 exons.
GCGUGGUGAUAGACUGCUAUAUUACAACGGUAGAUAACUACAUCGGCCAUCAGCAGACGACAAAGGACGGGACACCGUGCAUAAGAUGGGAUUCUAAAGAUUAUGAGGAUUACACAAACGAACAAUUCCGUGACGCUACAGUAUCAGAUGCAGCAAACUUUUGUCGUGCUGUCGGAGAGAAUUAUCUCUGGUGUUGGACAUCACACGAUUGGGACAGAUGUGGAAUUGAAAAAUGCGUGGUGAUAGACUGCUAUAGUACAACGGUAGAUGACUACAACGGCCACCAGCAGACGACAAAGGACGGGACACCGUGCAUAAGAUGGGAUUCAAACGUUUUACAUGUCUACGAAAAUGAACAAUUCAUUGACUCUACAGUAUCGGAUGCAGCAAACUUUUGCCGUAAUAUCGGAGAGAAUUAUCUUUGGUGCUGGACGUCAAACAGUAGCGAUUGGGACAUAUGUGGAAUUAAAGAAUGUGAAAACAACGGUAUAAACAAAUGUGGAAAUCUAAAAAUUAAGCAACCAGCUUUACUAGGAAGAAAUGUAACGUUUACUUUUACACCGGACUCACAGGAUCCAAAUGCAAUUCUGGAAUGGCAACAAGCAGCCGACGACAACCCAUGGUAUACUCGUCCUUUGACAUACAAGUUUACACAGUAUUAUGACAAUGGAACAUACUACAUGGUCUUAACAGACAGUUUACUUAAAGAUGAUGAGGUUUAUUACCGGAUACAUUAUUACAACGAAAGCGUGCACUGUUGGAUGAAAGCAGGAAAACUUGAACUUGAUGGUAAGUCCAUUUUUACUUCGUAA